Messenger RNA from Cuscuta campestris, 2225 nucleotides. The record is from the annotation of a GenBank genome assembly. Lineage: Eukaryota; Viridiplantae; Streptophyta; Magnoliopsida; Solanales; Convolvulaceae.
CAAGUGUUGAUUCAAGUCACACUUUCGUACUUGGUAAAAGAAGAAAGAACAAACGAAAUGUCUAUGACUCGUUGAUACGUUACCAACGUGCACAUCGAUUCGCAAGAAUAAUGAAACGAAGGAUUUAUCUACGCCGCAAGGCUGCAUGGGAACGAGAUGACCCAGAAGAGACGUUCAGCAUAGACUCUGCCAGUAGUCUGCUUCGCAAGGAAGCCUACGAGUGGUGGAAGAGGACCGAUGAGAGUGUAGGAACCCCUAAGCCAUGGACAUGGGCACAUUUCGAAUGGGCAUUCAAGCAAGAAUAUAUUCCAAAACGUUUUAGCGAAGAAAGACGUAAAGAAUUUGUCGAAUUGCAACAGGGAGGCAUGAAACUCCCCGAGUAUCGUCAGAAGUUUACCAGUCCUGCUAAGUUUGCACCAACCUUGGUGAGUACCCCAACCGAUCGCAUCGAGGAGUUCAGGAAGAAACUUCGACCUGACCUCAGGUCGCGUGUGUCCGUCCUAACCACCGUGGAUUUCGCAGAGGCCUACGAUCUCAUAGCCAGGGCAGACAGCGACUUGAGUGCUUGCAUUGAGUAUCUGAAGACAAAUAAUACGCACUCUGUGGCGUCGGAAAACAAAUCAAGAGGGUGGAAACACCCAUUGUGCGAUACAUGUGGGAGACAUCAUCCAGGCGAGUGUUGGCUUGCCCAAGGAUUAUGUCUAGGUUGUGGCAAAGCUGGACAUUUUCGAAAGGAUUGCCCCACUAAUCCUGGCAAACCAUUUCCGACAGCCCCAGUUGUCAGCCAAUCAGCAUUAGCACGACCUGCGCCAAGUCAACGAUCAACGGUGGGAUCUAAUCCGGCCAAGAACCAGAGUCAGCAACAGGGACGAGCUCCUGCUCGUACUUAUGCAAUGAAGGCACGAGCUGAGGAAAACCCUGACGUCAUUGAGGGUAUGUUUUCCUUAUUUGAUUCUGUCAUGCAUGUGUUGAUAGACCCUGGAUCAACGUUAUCUUAUAUCUGCGUGCCUAUGCCUGACAAGGCGUACAUAAUGAAAGAAAACUUAGAACAACCUAUACUAGUGUCUAACCCGUUAGGACAUAGUAUAAGAGACGCGUUGAAGAGCGGCGGCGGGGGCCACGCUUCCGGCAAUGGACGACAUGGCCCGCCACCGUCGUCGUCCUCAUCUAAUAGUACUGUCGUUGCAAAAGAUUUGGUCGCGAAGAUAUUGGGAUCGUUCAAUGAGGUUGUUUCGAUUCUUGGGUCGUUGGAGUCCUCAUCUGUGGAGGUUUCGCAGGCUGAGCCGCCUGGCUUCCGGUCAUCGGACCUCCGGCAGGCGGCGGAGGACUUGGGUGGAACUUGGAAGACUUCUGCAUGCGUUGUUGGUAGAGGAAGUUACAAGCGGAGGAAAAAAUGCGAGACACAAGUUAGAGAUUCCCAAACUUUGGUAGAUGAUGGAUAUGCAUGGAGAAAAUAUGGGCAAAAAACCAUCCUCAAUUCCGUGUAUCCAAGGCAUUAUUACAGAUGCACACACAAGUUCGAGCAGAAUUGCCAAGCGACCAAACAGGUGCAAAGAAUUCAAGAAAACCCUCCCCAGUAUCGGACGACAUACCUUGGAAACCAUACAUGCACCGAUUUCAUAAAACACCCCGUAUUCCUCCCCACACCGGCCGGCUGCGAGGGGGGCGGACCAGCAUUUCCUGCCCUAGUGACCGAACAAGAUCUUGCCAGCUUCCGGCCGGAGUUAUACCAUCUUGAAUCGCCCUUUGGAGUGCCAUUGUCUUGCCCCAUGGGGCCUGCAAUGUCAUCGUCGGGGUCAGAAUAUGGGGAUGUGGUUUCUUCCUCUGGGUGCACUUGCGGCGAUUUGAUUGAUGCCUUACAGUUUUGAUGGCUUAACGUACGAUGAGUCAGUCGUUCAAGGGGUACGUUGUGCUAGCCUGAGUGCGUUCGAAUUUAUUAUAAUAUGUUCAUUCUUCGCUUUCUGCCAAAACCUAUUGGAAGCGCUCAAGGUCUUGCGAAGCGGUCUGGCACUCUAACGCACACGAACCGCACAUGAUAUGAAUUACUUUUCCACUUUUUCAUGGCUUUAACCUAUAUCAACAGCUCAUAGUUAGUUAAUUAUAUUAUUACUUUAAUGUUACUUUAAAUUUUCACAUGCUUAAUUACAUAUGCACCCAACAAGUUUGAGCAGAAUUUCCAAGUGACCAAACAGGUCCAAAGAAUUAAAGAAAACAAGAAAACCCUC